Molecule: messenger RNA, 1329 nt
Organism: Armigeres subalbatus
Lineage: Eukaryota; Metazoa; Arthropoda; Insecta; Diptera; Culicidae
Product: serpin B5-like
Exons: 4
Coding region: 48-1319 (423 amino acids)
Molecular function (GO): serine-type endopeptidase inhibitor activity
Source: RefSeq, a predicted model, not a curated record
CUUUAAUUGUCAUAUUCAAAGGUUUUGUCAGUGUCGAUCGAUUGAUCAUGAUAUUGUGUAUCGUUUCCAUCGUCUCAUCAUAUCUCGUGUAUUCUUCAUUUUGCCAAUCCGUAUCGAUAUCACUAAGCAAUGAGUCCCAUAACGAGUUUGUUUGGAAUGCAUUCAAGAAGGUCUCCGCUGACUACAAAGAAAACUUCGUUAUGUCGCCGUAUUCGCUUCGUCGACUGUUUUCGUGCUUCCGUGGUGUGCUUCUUUUGACUAAAUCAACAAUCGGAUCCAUUCUCGAUCAGGAACUAAGUGAUGUGCUAAAAAUUGAACCCAAUGAACAACCAUCCGGCCACGAUCAUCGACCAUACGUUGAACAAUGGAUGCGAUACUCCAAUGCAAAUGUGAGUUUUUUUGAGCACUGUAGGAAGGUUAACAGAACGGCAAUGGCAGUGGCCAUCGGUAGCGAGAAACAGUCGCAUGUUUUCGAAAGCAUCAUUCAGAACUGUGUGAUCUACACCGGUCACCUGCAACCGUCCACUGCCCAGCAUAUGGGUCACGUGGUCAACGAUGUGCUGAAGAACAUCACCAACAGCUCCGUGCAGAACUAUCUUGCCGAUACGGACAUCAAUACGGAUUGGAAGUUUUUUGCGAUCGACUCGUGGCAGUUUGACGGAUUGUGGAAAUUCAAAUUCCAGGAAGAGUUUUCCGCCAACUGUAAUUUUUACGCCAACAAAGAAAAUAAAGGGUUGACUAAGUUCUUGUACUUGGAAGAAGUGCUGAAGUAUGGACUUUUUCCAGAAUUGAAUGUCCAAGCCGUAGAGUUGCCAUAUCAUGAUCAGAGUCCACUGUCUUGUCUUUUGAUGAUGGCUGUGGAUGGAAACUUUGAAUCGCUGAUUAAAACCAUGACUCAGGUACGUUUUGAGGAAGUCGUUUCGAAGUUGGUGGCAGCCAAAACAACCGUUCGUAUGCCUCAAUUCGGUCUGAAGACUACUGUUCCGGGCAGACGGUUGUUGGAGUCGAUGGGAUUGAAGAUGCCGUUCAACCAAGGUGUAUUCAAGGUCUUUGAGCAGAGUCAGGAAGUUGCACUGGGUGAAAUCAUCCAAAAGCUAGAAUUGAAUAUGGGAGCCAAUGGAGAAGUAUCUGCUCAACGAUUUGUUGACAAACGGCAGGACAAGCAGUUCACUGCGAAUCAACCUUUUCUUUUCGUGGUUUACGAUCGUAAAGAAUUGCUUCCAAUUUUGGUUGGACAAUACCUCAAGACGCCUCCGGAUGCUGCGAUGGGAUAUGAGGACUCGAAAAAAUGCGAUGACCCACCAGUUGGAUAUCGAUAGAUAUUUGUGA